AUGGUUGCUGAGUAUCACCGUUGGCUAGACGACUAUCAGUACAAGGAAUCGAUUCAAGUUCUCCAUGCUUGGGUCAUAAAGGAAGCUCAAGUCAGAGUUGUAGCUCAUGAAGCUGUCCGUGGAUUUGCAGAUGGUCCAUUGCAUACAGAUGAUAGGAAGAAGGGACACAGUACAGAUGACGACAGGAGACACAGAACAGAUGAUAACAAGAGGAAAAAGAGCUUUUUCACAUCACUAUCAGGACCAGGAGAAACAGCAAAACCAGGCUUGAAAAAGGACUGUCCAAUUUCAUCAUGUCAAGAGCAACAUGGCAUAUGGAGGUGUGACAAGUUUAAAGGACAAAACGUGGACAAGAGAUUGGAGAUGGUAAAGGAGCUAAAACUUUGCUUUAGAUGUCUGUCCGGCAGCAAUCAUCGUGGGGUUGACUGCAAACGUAGCCGCAUAUGUGGAAUCGAAGGAUGUCGAGAAACUCACAAUCGUUUAUUGCACCUAUCCCCACGGCAGAAAGAAGAAGGAUCAGCCACGAAAGGGGAGAUAAGGAAAGAGAAAAAGCCUACCACAAGUGGCGAGAAGCCUAAAAGUCAGAAUUAUGGAAGCCUGACAACGACAUCGGACAACAAGGAAGAAUCGGAGUAUAUUGCUCUUCGGACUGUCCCAGUAAUUCUGAAGAACGGAGAGAAACGUUUGAAAGUCAACGUGUUGUUAGAUGACGGAAGUACGACAACCUACAUCAACACAGAAGUAGCUGAAGAGUUGGGACUUAAAGGAGAAGUCAUGAAGACUACUGUCGGUGUACUCAAUGGAAGGAUUGAGUCCUUCGAGACAACACCUGUUGAAGUUGGAUUGGAGAGUUUAGACAAGCGAAUGGAUAUGAAGAUCAUAGCAAGGACUACCGAUAAAGUCACUGGAGAUAUGAAAGCGAUUGACUGGAGAGGUUAUGUUGACAUGUUCGAACAUCUUAAAGACAUUGAAUUCCCGAAACAUGGAAGGAGAGAAACCAUAGAUAUGUUGAUCGGUGUCGACUACCCGGAGUUACACUUUUCUUUGAAAGAGAUAGCAGGAAAUCAUGGCGAGCCAAUUGCUAGAAAGACGAGACUCGGAUGGACAUGUGAGCCAGAGGUUGCCAAGGCGUACACAGCUACCAUCAAGCAGUAUCUGAAGAAGGACUACAUACGCAAGGUUCCACCAACAACAUUUGAAGGGAUAUCGUUAAACGACACACUACAGCAAGGCCCAAAACUGCAGAAAGACCUAGUCGAUGUCCUGCUCCGAUUUCGUAAGGAACCAGUUGCUAUUGUCGGAGAUAUCCAACAAAUGUAUCUCCAACUGGAGGUUGAGGCCAGGGAUAGGCCGUACCAGCGGUUUUUAUGGAGAGAGAUGGAGGUAUGGAGAGUCCCAGAAGAAUAUGAGUUCAACAGGGUAGUGUUUGGUAUAAACUCAUCGCCGUUCCUUGCGCAGUUCGUCACCCAGGAGCAUGCCAAACACCAUAAAUCGACAUUUCCUUUAGCCUCGGAGACCAUACUUAAGUCAACCUUCAUGGAUGAUUCAAUGGACUCCGUUUUGAAUGAUACAGAGGGUGUGAAGCUCUAUCAGGAGUUGGCAGAACUAUGGUCCAGAGCUGGGAUGUAUUGUAGAAAAUGGCUCUCAAACUCGAUGACUGUGUUAGCCGAGAUUCCUGAAGAAGACAGUGCAGCUGAGAUUAGCUUAGACGAAGGGGAGCUUCCUUCCACCAAGACUCUAGGUGUUCUCUGGCAGGCCAAGGAAGACAUGUUCACUUUCACAGCCACACCAGUUGAAGACAACUUCACGCUAACGAAGAGAACGUUUCUGCAGAAGUUAGCCAAAGUGUUUGACCCCAUGGGUUUCAUAUCGCCCUACAUCGUGCGCGGAAAGAUACUCAUGCAGGAGAUUUGGACAACUGGAGUUGGAUGGGACGAUAGGAAUCUUGGAUGCCUUGAGCAGAAGGCGCAAAGCUGGUUUGCGGACCUUCAAGAUUUAGGCCAAGAUUUUAGAUCAUGA
Lineus longissimus is the source of this 2019-nucleotide messenger RNA. RefSeq lists its product as uncharacterized. NCBI's taxonomy places the organism in Eukaryota, Metazoa, Nemertea, Pilidiophora, Heteronemertea, Lineidae. The record is from RefSeq and is a predicted model, not a curated record. Bases 1 to 2019 code for a protein of 672 amino acids. The transcript has 3 exons.